AUGAUAAGUAAAAGUGAAUCCUAUACUUCAGGGCAGGAAUCUGUGACCAACUCAACCUGGCUGAUUUAUAUAUUAAAAGAAUGGAUUGGCAUGGACUACCACUAUCCAAACUAUAUGGGCUCCUUCUUGUGUGUGUCACUCAUAAUACUAUUUUUUCCUCAUUUACUCUGGUUUAUCAUUUGUGUCUUUUGUAAUAUUUGCCUUCACAUUUACAAGAGAAAGAACGGCCUAGAUGAUGAUUUUUCCAAUAAAUUGUGGGACAAUGGAAGGCUAAUGGUGUCACGCAUAAUUAGUAUGUAUGGAAAGCUAUGGCACGGUUAUGAAGUUCAUGGUAUAGAAAAAAUACCAGAAGGACCGGGGCUUAUUGUUUAUUACCAUGGAGCCACUUCUGUAGACUACCACUUCUUUGUCUGUAAUCUCUAUAUACAGACGGGCAGAGUCUCCUAUUCAGUAGUUGACCGUGCCUUGCGUAUGAUACCAGGCCUACAACUGUAUCUUAAACUGCUUACUGCAGUGUAUGAGGGGAGAGAACAAUGUGUUGAAAUUCUGAAGAAAGGCAACUUAUUGGGUGUUGCACCGGGUGGAGCUCGAGAAUCAUUCUUUAGUGAUGAAAACUACGGUGUCUUGUGGGGUAAUCGUAAAGGUUUUGCUCAAGUGGCCAUAGAUGCAAAAGUGCCCAUCAUCCCUUUGUUUACUCAGAAUAUUCGGGAAAGCUGUAGAUCACUUGGAACAACAUGGUUUAUUAGGUGGUUGAAUGGACGUUUUCAAUUGCCAGUCGUUCCUGCAUAUGGAGGGUUCCCAGUCAAACUUCGCACAUAUAUUGGAGAUCCCAUUCCCUAUGAUCCAAAUAUAACAGUUACGGAACUAGUUGAAAAGACAAAGAUUGCCAUCGAAGCGCUAAGAGACAGACACCAAAAACUACCAGGAAAUAUAUUAAGGGCUCUAUCGGAACGAUUUGAUAAACAUCAGAAAGAUGACUAG
Messenger RNA from Terrapene triunguis (Three-toed box turtle), 981 nucleotides. Its product is annotated as transmembrane protein 68-like. NCBI's taxonomy places the organism in Eukaryota, Metazoa, Chordata, Testudines, Emydidae. Bases 1 to 981 code for a protein of 326 amino acids. Gene Ontology annotation, molecular function: acyltransferase activity. Gene Ontology annotation, cellular component: membrane. The transcript has 6 exons. The record is from RefSeq and is a predicted model, not a curated record.